Leptosia nina is the source of this 648-nucleotide messenger RNA. NCBI's taxonomy places the organism in Eukaryota, Metazoa, Arthropoda, Insecta, Lepidoptera, Pieridae. The record is from the annotation of a GenBank genome assembly.
AUGGAGUCUGAAACUAUGGAGAACACUCAAACGUUAAUGCCUCAACAAAUGGUAGUAGACACCAUUGAUCCUACAGGAUUUGAUCUUACAAUAAGUGCUUUGUUAGUGGGUUUAGAUGCAGAGAAAUAUUUACCUAUAUUCAGGAAACACAAUAUUGGUCAGUGCACUCUAAUGGAAUUGAAUGAUGAAGACUUGAUAAAACUAGGUGUUGAGGACAAAUAUAUUAGAAAUAAACUGCUUGAUGAAGUAAAACAUUUGCCUAUUUAUCAAGAAACCAUACUAAAAAUGCCAAGAAAUAGUUCCAACCUGGGUCCUAUGGAAAUAAUAGAUAUCUUAGAAGAAAGCUCUCAGCAUCUAUAUAGAAUAUAUCUCAGUAUGAUGGCCAAUUCAAUAGCACUUAAAAAGUCCAAAAAAGUUAUUGACUGUUUGCUACAUGAGGAUAAAUACGCUUCGGACAUCUGCCUUAGCAGUCUUAGCCACAUGACAAACAUUUUAAAUUCUAUGGAUAUUUCAUUACAUACAAAGUUUAAGGUAUUGUCCUCUAACUCAAAUCGCAACAGAAAUAAAAAGAUAAUUGUUGGGACAGUUGGAAGUGCAGUAAUAGUCUUACUAUCUGUGUUAUUUGUGCGUUCCCUAAAGCAACUCUAA